GAUCGAAUAAUCACGACGUUUUCACUAUAUAUAAAUCUACCAGGACCAAUGCUGUGGUUUAUAUCGCCAGUACUAUAUAGCAACAUGAUGGGUGGAAUAUUUGUUGGAGCAUUUCUUCUUCUUUCCUUUAUCUCGGUGGUGAAAGGAAACUGUUCCUUUUCCCGCAACUUGGCUGGAAACUGGGUAAUAGAUAAAGAUGGAAAGGAACUUGGGCGCAUGUCGAUUGGCUACACAAGAAUGGACGUGAAUUUUAUGGGCCAACGAUACAACUACACCUGUAAUCAGUUUGACUACAGUGAAGAAAAGUAUCUACUGAGGGCCACAAACGGGAAUGGGAUGGCAUGCCUGUUAUUCACACAGUUCAGUGACGGGGGCUCCACUCUUAUGAUGAUCCGUCUUCAUAUGACCCACCACUAUGAAGAUAAGAAUUUCUUCAAGCCCCAACAAGUAGCGGGGUCUCCAACCAUGAACUCAGUGUGUAACAACUAUGACGAUGGACAAAUGCUGUUUAUUCACUCUGUGCCCUGAAUUGUCUUACAUUAUUGAAUCUUAAUUGUGUUUGAUAUAUUU
This is a messenger RNA of Magallana angulata, 570 nucleotides long. RefSeq lists its product as uncharacterized. The transcript is spliced from 4 exons. Bases 49 to 528 code for a protein of 159 amino acids. NCBI's taxonomy places the organism in Eukaryota, Metazoa, Mollusca, Bivalvia, Ostreida, Ostreidae. The record is from RefSeq and is a predicted model, not a curated record.